Molecule: messenger RNA, 1239 nt
Organism: Sparassis crispa
Lineage: Eukaryota; Fungi; Basidiomycota; Agaricomycetes; Polyporales; Sparassidaceae
Product: DNA primase small subunit
Exons: 5
Coding region: 1-1239 (412 amino acids)
Biological process (GO): DNA replication, synthesis of primer
Cellular component (GO): alpha DNA polymerase:primase complex
Source: RefSeq, a predicted model, not a curated record
AUGGCUAUCGCGAAUGACAUAGAGCUACCUUCACCUGAGAUUAUGCUGGCAUUCUAUCGCAGAUUAUACCCGUUCAAGUCUAUUUUCGGCUGGCUGAAUCACGAACAUGCCCCGACACGGCUCUUCACCCACCGAGAGUUCUCGUUUACGCUACAAGGAGACGUGUAUCUACGUUACAACUCUUUUACGACGGCGGAGGACUUGAAGAAGCAGGUGUGCACGUUGAACCCGACGAGGUUCGAGAUAGGGCCAGUGUACAGUGCGCGGCCCCGGGACAAGAAGACCGUUCGGCCAGGCGCCUUCACACCUGUCUUGCGGGAGCUCGUGUUCGAUAUCGACAUGACCGACUAUGACGGUGUCCGCACCUGCUGUUCCGGCGCGGACAUCUGCAAGCGCUGCUGGAUGUUUAUUGCUGCCGCGAUGCGCGUGCUAGACAGCGCGAUACGCGACCAGUUCGGUUAUAAGCAUCUGUUGUGGGUGUACUCGGGUCGGCGCGGGAUCCAUCUGUGGAUAUCUGACAGGGAGGCGAUGGAACUCACGGAUGAGGAGCGCCGCUCGCUCGUCAACUGGCUCACGGUUAUACAGGGCGGGAAGGACAUGAGCAAGAAGGUCAAUGUGCGCAUGGGCUCGCGCUCGCUCCCGCCGUCGCUUCAGUCAGCCCUAGGUCUGCUUGCCCCGGUCUUCAGCGACCUCAUCCUUGGCGACCAAGACUGCUUCGCAUCGGAAGAGGGUUGGCAGGAGUUGCUGAAGCUCAUUCCUGAUGGGACAAUUGUCGAGGAACUGCGAAGUGCUUGGGAAAAGAAGCCGAGGUCCUCCGACGACAAAUGGGACGAUCUGAGUAAGAAAGUGAAGAAGAGUCCCAAGUUUAACAUCCUAAUGGCAGCGAGGGAGGACAUCAUUCUGCAGUACACGUACCCCCGCCUCGAUGCGGAGGUGUCGAAGCACAGAAAUCACUUAUUGAAGGCGCCCUUCUGUGUACAUCCGAAGACGGGGCGCGUGUGCGUCCCCGUUGAUCCUGAUUCUAUCUAUAGCUUCCAGCCGGAACGAGUUCCCACUGUAGGCCAACUUCUGCGGGAGCUCGAUGAGCUAGCACCGAACGCAGCCGGCGACGGAGCAGAGCGUCAUGCGGAUUGGGAGAAGACUUCGCUCAAACCCUAUGUCGAUAUGCUGGACAGGCAUGUGAUGGCGCUCAUGGAGGACGUCCGGUGGCGGAAGCGGGGCACUGACAUAUCGUGGUAA